This is a messenger RNA of Symsagittifera roscoffensis, 1264 nucleotides long. Its product is annotated as splicing factor U2AF 65 kDa subunit-like. NCBI's taxonomy places the organism in Eukaryota, Metazoa, Xenacoelomorpha, Acoela, Convolutidae. The coding region runs from base 43 to 1248 and encodes 401 amino acids. The transcript is spliced from 3 exons. The record is from RefSeq and is a predicted model, not a curated record. Gene Ontology annotation, molecular function: poly-pyrimidine tract binding; pre-mRNA 3'-splice site binding. Gene Ontology annotation, cellular component: U2AF complex; U2-type prespliceosome; commitment complex.
AAAAAUGUAUGGUGCUACUGGCCAGUUUUUCAGACAAGAAAUAUGAUCAAAGAUGAGCCCGAUUACCGAGAUGGCGACCGUGUAGACGAACACGGUCGGCACGAGCGGCGCAAAAAGAGCCGAUCGCCCUCCUCCCGCAAACGGCGCUCAUCCCGGGAGAGACGCCACAGAUCCAGAUCGGGAUCCAGAGACAGAGAGAGGAAGGAGAAGGAAAGUAAUGCGCCUAGGAACAAACACGGUCGCAUUAGCAAGAGGAGGAAGCCCUCUAUCUACUGGGAUAUGGCACCAGAGGGUUUCGAGCACAUGACGCCGAUGCAGUACAAAGCACUCACAGCAUCCGGACAACUACCAGCGUCUACCUUCGCUCCUGGAACUCUGGGUCCAAGCCUGGACGGUGGUUACGUCAGCAUGCAGAGUCGUAGAAUCUACAUUGGUGGGAUACCUUUUGGAAUCGCGGGAGACCAAAUGGUCGACUUUUUCAACCAGAAGAUGCACGAACAAGGUCUGGCUGUAGGUCCAGGCAAUCCAGUACUUGCAUGUCAGAUUAAUAUAGACAAGAACUUUGCGUUUUUGGAGUUCAGAACGCAUGAAGAAACAACAGCAGCGCUUGCAUUUGAUGGCAUCAUACUUAUGGGUCAGCCUUUGAAGUUAAGAAGGCCUAAAGAUUACGUGCCUACAAGUGCAAGUGAAGUGGGUUUGGCUCCUGGAAGUUUAAGUGGGGGAAUCGCGCCUUGUGUUUCGGACUCGAUUAACAAGAUUUUUAUUGGUGGAUUGCCCAACUACUUGACAGACGAUCAAGUGAAGGAACUGUUGCAAACAUUUGGUCAAUUGAAGUCUUUUAGUUACGUGAAGGACCCAGCCACUAAUUUGAGCAAAGGAUACGCUUUCUGUGAAUAUCUGGACGGGAAUAUCACGGACGAGGCUUGUGCUGCUCUGAACGGGAUGCAACUGGGGGAGAAGCGGCUGGUUGUGCAGAGAGCGAGUGUGGGAGCCAAGACUCAGCAGGUGUCCAGUCAGCAGAUCAACAAUGUCCCAGUGGUGCCACAGCUGCCAGGACUGGACGCUCAGAAGGUGGCAACUGGCGCUGUCAAUCCAUUCAAGAUGGGAAAACCGACUGAAGUGCUUUGUCUCAUGAAUAUGGUCAGUAAUUCAGUAGUUAAUUUAAGCGCCGAUUAUUUGUUUUUCCAGUGUAAAGUUCCUAAAAAGCGUCGAAAUCUUCUGCACGGUCGGAAUUCAGCUGUGCGUUGAGGUAUAUUGUCCACAU